AUAUUUAGUCGUCGUUCCUCCCAUUUCAGCCUUCCCCAAGUCAUCUCCAAAUUUUCUCAGUCCACAACGGCUGCUGUCACUCUCCACAGAGGGAGAGAGCGAUUUUCUUCUUUGUAGAGCGGAAGGCAGAAAAUGGAGCCGGAGGUGUUUUUGGUUCUGUGGAAUCUGACUUCCAACUUCUGAAGUUUGUCUUCUUUCACACAACUCUUGUUGGAUUCUUCCGGGCGAAAGCACAAUGGCUUUAGGAAGCCAAUUUGCCAUGGAUCACUAGGAAGCUGGUUCACACAAAAUGGCUAGUGAUGUUCAACAAAAUUAUUAUGAAUGGAAGCAUGAGCAAAAAGGUUCUCAGGAACCUUCUAUUUCACAAAUGAUGGAUCAUGGCUCCAUAUCUUUUGGAAGAUUUGCAUUCGAGCCAUUGUCGUGGGAGAAAAGAUCUGUUUUUACUUACAACGAACGUCAGGAAGAGCUUGAAAAAGUCAAAUCCCCCGGUUUAGUAGCAAAGAAAAAGGCGUACUUUGAGGAAUAUUACAAAAAGAUUCGUGCUUUGAAGGCUUUACAGAACCAGCAAACUGAGCUCUCUUUGGAAUAUGGUGCUGAUGGCAGCAUCUCUAGUCAAACUGGAGAUGAAGAUGAACCACCAUUGUUGAGCUCAAGGCCCAAUGAAAUGCCUGAAAGUAUAAGUAAAGCUCCAUUGGAAGAUCUUACAGGUCCUGGAUCUGUUGAAAAUUGUGCUGCAGAAGAAGCCACUGGGCCACAUAGAAGUCACAGUGAGAUGGAGAAGGAAGAAAAUCACAAUAAUUUUGUUAAAAUUGAAAAUUCUAAUCCUGAAUUUGUGGUGCGCAGACUAUCAACAGAAAGCUCAGAAGAAAUUGAACAGAACGAAAAAAGUCACGGUGCGAAUUUGUCGAACGAGAAUGAUAUGUGCUUAAAGAUGGAGCCUGGUUUAACUCGCCCCUUCGUAUGUUCGACUGAUCCUACAGUUUUAAAUGCCGUAGUGGAGAAAAAUAAGUUGAUGGUUCAUAAGCCUAAGGAAGACUCUUCUUCAGUUCCAAUGUCAAAGGAACACGCUGCUUCAAACAGAUACCUUUCAAAAUCUGUUAAAAAAUCAGUACCAGAAUGCAAAAAGUCAUCACGGCCCUCGAACCGAGUCCAUAAGAUUGAGAAAGCUGACACUGAAAUUCCUUCAAGCAAGAAGGGUUCUAACAAAGCCAGAAGCAGCGAUAAAUCCUCUUCUGUUGCUUCUCAUCGAUCACCAACUGAAGUACAGAAUAAAGUUUCUAUUCUUAGGUCACAUUCAAAAGUUACAAAUAAGUCAUCAUCAAGGAAAUUAAAUCCAGAUGGAAAAUUAAAAUUACAGGGUGAAUCAAGGGAGACGACUAAACGGAAUACUGUUAAAAAUGGUGCACUACAAAGUAAAAGUGCGGGUCAUGAAGAAUUCAAGAACUUGGAAAGCAGGUGCAGUACCGUUGAAGGAAGAGCUGCAACAGAACAACUUAAAACAAGGUCUAUCAAUCUUUGUUCCAGAAAUAUUCAUGAUCCAAAUAGAGUUAUUAGUUACCUACCCGGAAGCUUAUCAGCUGGAGAUAAAAGCAAAAUGGCAAAUGCUUCAACAACCAGGAAAUAUGAGGUGAAGGCCUCCAAGAUCAGCACUGUGAGGCCCAGUGGAAACAACAAAGCUGAUGCUACUAAGAAACAGAUGACCACAGUAGAAAAACUUGAAAGGCCAAAUGGUGUGAGCAAAUCAUUCAUUGGUGGAAUGCCACUUGUUGUGAAGAAAUCCAGGAAGGAGAAUCCAAGAUGGAGGUGAUCUUAAUGACUAAGAAAUGCUUUCUGGCUAUUUUGUUCAUUUGUAUAGAGUAUGUUUAGCUUUAAUUAACAAGCACUUUGUGGAUGACUCUUUGAUGCAAAAAAUUUAUAUGAGGUUUUGAGGUUAAUGUUAAAUUUGUAUUUGGGGUAAUUAUGUAAACCUCAUAUAAUUGUAUUUAAUAGGUUUAGUUUUUAGUUUGAACCCCAAAUAAGGCCCAUCUAUUAUUAUUAUUUUUC
This is a messenger RNA of Phalaenopsis equestris, 2043 nucleotides long. RefSeq names its product protein WVD2-like 7. The record is from RefSeq and is a predicted model, not a curated record. The transcript has 10 exons. Bases 290 to 1807 code for a protein of 505 amino acids. Lineage: Eukaryota; Viridiplantae; Streptophyta; Magnoliopsida; Asparagales; Orchidaceae.